AGUAGGGGGCGUGGGAGGUAAGUGCGCGCGCGCCUGCUCGCCUGCAGCCGUGGAGUCGCGCGGGGCGGGGCCGUGUGCGCGGGGUCGGGGGCGCGCGACCGAAGCGGACAAGGGACGUGGCGGCGGUUGGCUGUGGCUGUUGAGAGAGUACAGGACAGCCAGGACCGCGAGAGGCGGCGGCAGAGGCAGUAGUUGCACCGGCAGAGGCGGCCGCUGGCAGCGGUUGAGGCGGCGGUCCAACGCGUGCUCUCUGGGCGGGGUGCGGCGGGGGAUGUGCCUGCCCAGGCCGGGCGGAGUCUCUCUGACAGGGCGGGGGAUGCGCCGCGGCAGCUCGCCCGGACCCUGAGGCUGCUGGGCCCACCCUCCCGGCACCGUCCGACCCUCGGUGGCCUCGGCCUCUUCUGCCACCUCCGGUCCGACCCUGGGGCGGAGGGUGGAAGGCAGCUUCCGUCGAAGAGGAGGGGGCUGCGGUGGCCACCGCGGCGGAGCCCGAGUUAUUUUACCAAGAAAAUGGUUUGCACGACUUUGAACAUAUACUAUCCAUGCUGAUGGGACAGGAUCCAAUAUGAAUAUAAAUGAUGGAGGAAGACGACGCUUUGAAGAUAAUGAACAUACAUUACGGAUAUAUCCUGGGACUAUUUCAGAAGGGACAAUCUACUGUCCGAUUCCUGCCAGAAAAAACUCCACAGCUGCUGAGGUGAUUGAGUCUCUUAUAAACAAACUUCAUCUUGACAAAACAAAAUGUUAUGUUCUAGCAGAGGUAAAGGAAUUUGGUGGAGAAGAAUGGAUCCUCAAUCCAACAGAUUGUCCAGUUCAGCGAAUGAUGUUGUGGCCCCGAAUGGCUCUGGAAAAUCGCUUAAGUGGAGAGGACUACCGCUUUCUUCUGAGAGAGAAAAACCUUGAUGGAUCAAUCCAUUAUGGUAGCCUGCAGUCAUGGCUACGGGUAACAGAAGAACGUCGCAGGAUGAUGGAACGGGGUUUUCUUCCACAGCCUCAACAGAAAGACUUUGAUGAUUUAUGUAGUUUACCUGAUUUGAAUGAGAAAACUCUCUUAGAAAACCUACGAAAUCGCUUUAAGCAUGAAAAAAUUUAUACCUAUGUUGGCAGUAUUCUAAUAGUUAUUAACCCAUUCAAGUUUCUUCCUAUUUAUAACCCCAAAUAUGUCAAAAUGUAUGAUAACCACCAACUGGGAAAACUUGAGCCCCACAUUUAUGCUGUGGCUGAUGUAGCUUAUCAUGCCAUGCUUCAGCGCAAAAAGAAUCAGUGCAUCGUGAUUUCGGGAGAGAGUGGUUCUGGGAAGACUCAAAGCACAAACUUUCUAAUUCACCACCUUACUGCUCUCAGUCAGAAAGGAUUUGCCAGUGGAGUGGAACAGAUUAUUCUUGGAGCUGGACCAGUACUUGAGGCCUUUGGAAAUGCAAAGACAGCUCAUAAUAACAAUUCAAGUCGUUUUGGGAAGUUUAUUCAAGUAAAUUACCAGGAAACAGGCACUGUACUUGGUGCCUAUGUUGAAAAAUAUCUACUGGAGAAGUCCAGACUCGUUUAUCAAGAGCAUAAUGAACGGAACUAUCAUGUAUUCUAUUACCUCCUGGCAGGAGCAAGUGAAGAUGAGAGAUCAGCAUUCCAUCUUAAGCAACCAGAGGAAUAUCAUUAUCUCAAUCAGAUAACAAAGAAACCCCUCAGACAGAGCUGGGAUGAUUAUUGCUAUGACUCUGAGCCGGAUUGCUUCACGGUGGAAGGAGAAGAUUUGAGACAUGACUUUGAGCGCCUACAACUUGCCAUGGAAAUGGUAGGAUUUCUUCCCAAGACACGAAGACAGAUUUUCUCUCUUCUCUCAGCCAUACUGCAUUUGGGUAAUAUCUGUUACAAAAAGAAGACAUACCGGGAUGACUCCAUUGAUAUCUGUAAUCCUGAAGUUCUGCCUAUUGUCUCAGAAUUAUUAGAGGUUAAAGAAGAGAUGCUAUUUGAAGCAUUAGUUACAAGGAAGACGGUGACAGUGGGAGAAAAGCUUAUUUUGCCAUACAAGUUGGCAGAGGCUGUGACAGUGAGGAACUCCAUGGCUAAGUCUCUAUAUAGUGCCCUGUUUGACUGGAUAGUUUUUCGAAUUAAUCAUGCACUUCUGAAUAGUAAAGAUUUAGAGCAUAAUACCAAGACAUUGUCUAUUGGUGUUCUUGAUAUUUUUGGGUUUGAAGAUUAUGAAAAUAACAGCUUUGAACAGUUCUGUAUUAAUUUUGCUAAUGAACGUUUACAGCACUACUUUAAUCAGCAUAUCUUUAAAUUGGAACAAGAGGAAUAUAGAACUGAAGGUAUCAGCUGGCACAACAUAGAUUACAUUGAUAAUACCUGCUGCAUAAAUCUUAUUAGCAAAAAACCAACAGGACUGCUUCAUCUUUUGGAUGAAGAAAGCAACUUUCCACAGGCUACAAAUCAAACGUUGCUAGACAAGUUUAAGCAUCAACAUGAAGAUAAUUCUUACAUCGAAUUUCCAGCCGUGAUGGAGCCUGCUUUCAUUAUAAAACAUUAUGCUGGAAAAGUAAAAUAUGGGGUAAAGGAUUUCCGGGAAAAAAAUACAGAUCAUAUGCGCCCAGACAUUGUAGCUCUUCUGAGAAGCAGCAAGAAUGCAUUUAUCUCUGGUAUGAUUGGAAUUGAUCCUGUAGCUGUUUUCCGAUGGGCAAUUCUCCGAGCUUUUUUCAGAGCCAUGGUUGCUUUCAGGGAAGCUGGGAAAAGAAACAUUCACAGAAAAACUGGACAUGAUGAUACAGCGCCGUGUGCAGUUUUGAAAAGUAUGGAUAGUUUUAGCUUUCUCCAACACCCAGUCCACCAGAGGAGCUUAGAGAUUCUGCAGAGAUGCAAGGAAGAGAAGUACAGUAUAACCCGAAAAAAUCCCAGAACACCUCUUUCUGAUCUCCAGGGCAUGAAUGCUCUAAAUGAAAAAAACCAACAUGAUACAUUUGAUAUUGCCUGGAAUGGCAGAACUGGGAUUCGCCAGAGCAGACUAUCAAGUAGCACCUCCUUGCUUGAUAAAGAUGGAAUAUUUGCUAAUUCAACUAGCAGCAAACUCCUGGAGAGAGCCCAUGGAAUUCUCACGAGAAACAAAAAUUUCAAAUCCAAGCCUGCCCUUCCAAAGCACUUGCUAGAAGUAAAUUCUUUAAAGCACCUGACAAGACUGACACUACAAGAUCGCAUUACCAAGUCUCUUCUUCAUUUACACAAGAAGAAAAAACCUCCCAGCAUCAGUGCCCAGUUUCAGGCAUCAUUAAGCAAGCUAAUGGAAACACUUGGUCAAGCAGAACCAUAUUUUGUAAAAUGCAUUCGCUCUAAUGCUGAAAAGCUGCCCUUAAGGUUCAGUGAUGCCUUGGUACUUAGACAGCUUCGAUACACCGGGAUGCUGGAAACAGUUCGAAUUCGCCAAUCAGGAUACAGCUCCAAAUAUUCUUUCCAGGAUUUUGUGAGCCACUUCCAUGUACUUCUUCCCCGAAAUAUUAUUCCAUCCAAAUUUAACAUUCAGGAUUUCUUCAGGAAAAUAAAUCUUAAUCCAGAUAAUUAUCAAGUUGGAAAAACCAUGGUCUUUCUAAAGGAGCAGGAACGACAGCACUUACAAGAUCUCCUUCACCAAGAGGUGCUCCGCAGAAUCAUAUUGUUGCAGCGAUGGUUCAGGGUCUUGCUGUGUAGGCAGCAUUUCCUCCAUCUGAGACAAGCAUCUGUUAUUAUCCAGAGAUUCUGGAGGAAUUACCUAAAUCAGAAGCAAGUCAGAGAUGCAGCUGUGCAGAAGGAUGCUUUUGUUAUGGCUAGUGCAGCUGCUCUUCUCCAAGCUUCCUGGCGUGCUCACUUAGAGAGGCAGCGGUACUUGGAGCUACGGGCUGCAGCCAUCGUUAUCCAGCAGAAAUGGAGAGAUCACUAUAGGCGCAGGCACAUGGCUGCUAUUUGCAUACAAGCAAGAUGGAAAGCCUACAGGGAAAGUAAAAGGUACCAAGAACAAAGGAAAAAAAUUAUCCUUUUGCAAUCGACAUGUAGAGGAUUCAGAGCAAGACAAAGAUUUAAAGCUUUAAAAGAACAAAGGCUAAGAGAAACAAAACCAGAAGUUGGAUUGGUGAAUAUUAAGGGAUAUGGAUCUCUGGAAAUUCAGGGUUCAGACCCUUCAGAAUGGGAGGAUUGUUCUUUUGACAACAGAAUAAAAGCCAUAGAGGAAUGUAAAUCUGUAAUAGAGAGUAAUCGAAUUAGCCAUGAAAGUUCAGUGGACUGCUUGAAGGAGUCACCAAACAAGCAGCAGGAGAGAGCCCAAAGCCAGAGUGGUGUGGACUUGCAGGAAGAUGUGCUUGUAAGAGAGAGACCUAGAUCCUUGGAGGAUCUCCAUCAGAAAAAAGUAGGCCGGGCUAAAAGAGAAAGUAGGAGAAUGAGAGAACUAGAGCAAGCUAUAUUUAGCUUAGAAUUGCUGAAAGUUCGUUCUCUUGGUGGUGUUUCUCCUUCAGAGGAUCGCAGAUGGUCUACAGAAUUGGUGCCUGAAGGCCUUCAAUCUCCACGGGGUACACCUGAUAGUGAGAGUUCUCAAGGAAGCUUGGAACUUCUGAGCUAUGAGGAAAGCCAAAAGAGCAAACUAGAGUCUGUCAUUUCAGAUGAAGGAGACUUGCAGUUUCCAUCACCUAAGAUAUCCAGCCGUCCAAAAUUUGAUUCACGGGACAAUGCCUUCAGUGCCUCAAAUGAGACUAGCAAUGCAGAGCAUUUGAAGGAUGGAACUAUGAAGGAAAAGGUGGUCUGCAGUUCUGAGUCUAUUACCUGUAAACCACAGCUGAAAGACUCCUUCAUUUCAAAUAGUCUACCUACUUUUUUUUAUAUCCCCCAACAAGACCCACUGAAAACAAAUUCCCAACUAGACACAAGUAUCCAAAGAAACAAACUAUUGGAAAAUGAAGACACACCAGGGGAAGCUCUUACUUUGGAUAUCAACAGGGAAACUAGAAGGUAUCACUGCUCAGGAAAAGAUCAAAUUGUUCCUUCUUUGAAUACAGAGUCUUCUAAUCCUGUGCUUAAGAAGUUAGAAAAGCUAAACACUGAGAAGGAAGAAAGGCAAAAGCAGUUGCAGCAACAGAAUGAAAAAGAGAUGAUGGAACAGAUUCGCCAGCAAACAGAUAUUUUAGAGAAGGAGCGCAAAGCCUUCAAGACAAUUGAAAAGCCAAGAAUUGGAGAGUGUUUGGUGGCACCAUCUUCCUAUCAGUCAAAGCAAAGAGUAGAGAGGCCAUCCUCUCUCCUCAGCUUAAAUACCUCAAAUAAGGGAGAACUUGAUGUACUGGGGUCCCUAUCAGUAAAAGAUGCAGCUCUUGCCCAAAAAGACAGUUCCUCUGCUCACUUACCCCCAAAGGACCGACCUGUCACCGUGUUCUUUGAAAGAAAAGGAAGUCCAUGCCAAUCUAGUACUGUCAAGGAAUUAUCCAAGACAGACAGAAUGGGCACCCAGCUGAAUGUAGCCUGUAAACUCUCUAAUAAUCGCAUUUCAAAAAGAGAACACUUUAGGCCAACUCAGUCUUAUAGCCACAAUUCUGAUGACCUUUCCAGAGAGGGAAAUACUAGGCCCAUUUUCUUCACUCCAAAGAACAAUAUGAGUAUUCCCCUUGUCAGCAAAGAAGCCUUAAACAGUAAAAAUCCUCAACUCCAUAAAGAAGAUGAACCAGCAUGGAAACCUGUGAAGUUAGCUGGGCCAGGCCAAAGAGAGCAGGUUGCCAGACCGGCCCAUAAAAAGAAAGCUCGAAUGGCGCGGACGCGCUCCGAUUUCUUGACUAGAGGUACUUUUGCCGAUGGGGAGGGGGAUACAGAGGAAGAUGAUUACGAUGACAUUAUUGAGCCCCUUCUCUCCCUUGACCAAGCUUCUCACUAUGGGCUAGGGCCUGCACCCAGCCUGGGUCAGGCCUCUCACAGUGACUCCGAAAUGACAUCACAGCGAUUUUCGUCAGUUGAUGAACAAGCAAAGCUUCAUAAGACUAUGUCUCAAGGAGAGAUUACCAAGUUGGCAGUGAGACAGAAGGCUUCAGAUUCAGAUAUAAGACCUCAGAGAGCUAAGAUGAGAUUCUGGGCCAAAGGGAAACAAGGGGAGAAGAAGACUACCAGAGUGAAACCUACUACCCAGUCAGAGGUUUCGCCACUCUUUGCAGGCACAGAUGUGAUUCCAGCUCAUCAGUUUCCAGAUGAAUUAGCUCCAUAUCACCCAACACCUCCUUUGAGCCCAGAACUGCCCGGCAGUUGCCGGAAGGAGUUCAAAGAGAACAAAGAACCUUCUCCAAAGGCUAAGCGCAAGCGAAGUGUGAAGAUUAGCAACGUGGCUUUGGAUUCUAUGCAAUGGCAAAAUGACUCUGUCCAGAUCAUAGCAAGUGUCAAUGAUUUAAAAAGCAUGGAUGAAUUUCUUCUGAAAAAGGUGAAUGACCUAGAUAAUGAAGACAGCAAGAAGGAUACACUAGUGGACGUUGUAUUUAAAAAAGCCCUGAAGGAAUUUCGGCAGAAUAUCUUCAGCUUUUAUUCAUCUGCAUUGGCAGUGGAUGAUGGGAAAAGCAUACGGUAUAAAGACCUCUAUGCACUAUUUGAACAGAUUCUGGAAAAGACGAUGAGGCUUGAGCAGCGUGAUUCACUGGGUGAAUCUCCAGUGAGAGUUUGGGUCAACACUUUUAAAGUGUUUUUAGAUGAAUAUAUGAAUGAAUUCAAGACUUCAGAUUGCACAGCCACAAAGGUGCCAAAAACAGAAAGAAAGAAAAGAAGGAAAAAAGAAACUGAUUUGGUGGAAGAACACAAUGGUCACAUCUUUAAAGCCACCCAAUAUAGCAUCCCUACAUACUGUGAAUACUGUUCUUCUUUGAUAUGGAUAAUGGACCGAGCCUCUGUUUGCAAAUUAUGCAAGUAUGCUUGCCAUAAGAAGUGCUGUCUGAAAACCACAGCCAAGUGCUCUAAAAAGUAUGAUCCAGAGCUGUCAUCUCGACAAUUUGGGGUUGAACUGUCCCGUUUGACCAGUGAAGACCGAACUGUUCCUUUAGUAGUGGAAAAGCUCAUAAACUACAUUGAAAUGCAUGGACUGUAUACAGAAGGUAUUUAUCGAAAGUCUGGUUCGACUAAUAAAAUCAAGGAGCUUCGGCAGGGUCUAGAUACAGAUGCUGAGAGUGUAAAUCUAGAUGACUAUAACAUACACGUCAUUGCAAGUGUAUUCAAACAAUGGCUUCGAGAUUUGCCCAAUCCUCUCAUGACCUUUGAACUCUAUGAGGAAUUUCUUCGAGCUAUGGGCCUUCAGGAGAGGAAGGAGACAAUCCGUAGUGUAUACUCUGUGAUUGAUCAACUCUCCCGAACUCAUCUCAAUACACUGGAACGCCUCAUCUUUCAUCUAGUCAGGAUUGCUCUGCAGGAAGACACUAAUCGAAUGUCUGCUAAUGCUUUGGCCAUUGUGUUUGCGCCCUGCAUUCUCCGCUGCCCUGACACCACUGACCCACUACAAAGUGUACAGGACAUCAGUAAGACUACCACUUGUGUGGAGCUGAUCGUUGUGGAACAAAUGAAUAAAUACAAGGCUCGUCUCAAAGAUAUCAGUAGCUUGGAAUUUGCUGAGAAUAAGGCAAAGACCAGGUUGUCACUGAUUCGUAGAUCAAUGGAGGGAAAGAGGAUAUUUUCUUCGGCUCAACUUUCAGACUCAUAUGACUACCAUGGGCUCCACUUGGCAUCAGAAUCACUUAGGAUAUGGGACUGGAAGUAUAGCAUGCCUGCAGAGAGCAUAAGAUCAUCUUCGUGUGGGAGCCCUUGCAGCAGUCCACAGAACCAUCAAUGAGUUAUCUUUGGCCUCUAAGUCACAACUCAGGUGCAAGGAAAAAGGACUCCACAUCCAAUGGAUGCAGAACUAUUCUGCCUUAGAAGUUUUAUGCCCGUACAGGAAUUAACCUCUUGUGAAAUUCCAUAGAUAUUGUUUCCAGGGUCCCCUCAAGGGGUAUGUCCAAUUACAACAGACUCCACUUUCAGGGAAUUCCAAAUAUAUGACUUCCUAUGGGAUAUUUACAAUUUACUUCUUCUCCAGAUGCAAUUUAUCAAUCAGAUUAAUUUUUGCCAGAGGUGAUGUUGCCUAAUAACAUCAUUUGCAUCCUGCCUUUAUCAGGUUUCCCGGGGUCCUGAGCUAGAACAUUUGACCAAAGAUCAGUUCUUACACAGACAAGGAAAGAGUUUCAUAACUCUUUACUUACAAAUGUGGUCUCAACAAAAAUAGCAAAAGAAUACUUUGGGGAUCUUUACAAGUUGAUACUAAAAUUCAUAACAAAAUAAAGAAGCAGAAUAACUAGGAAAAUUCUAAAAGAGAAAAAUAAAGGAUUAUAAUGUGAGUGGCAUUUCAAAGGUCUGGUAUUCACUAAAUGAUGUGGGGAAAAUGAAUAUCCAUGUAGGGAAGAAAAGAAACAAAAAAAAGUCGAUUCAGGCCAGGCACAGUAGUUGAUGCCUAUAAUCUCAGCACUUUGGAAGGCCAAGGCAGGAGGAUUGCUUGAAGCCGGAAGUUUCAGACCAGCCUUGGCAACAAUGCAAGAUCUUAUCUCUACAAAAAAUUUAAAAAGUUAGCUGGGCAUGGUGGUACAUGCCUAUAGUCCGACGAAUUGGGGACACUGAGGUAGAAGGAUCCCUUGAGCCCAGGAGUUCAAGGCUGCAGUGAGCUAUGAUUGUGCCACUGCACUCUAGGCUGAGCAAGAGUGAGACCCUGUAUCUUUAAAAAAAAGAAAAAAAAAACCUGAUUCACAUCAAAGACUAAAACAUAAAAGUACUGGAAGUACAGCUCUGGCACUCCAUCCUGGCAGAGGUUCUCACUGCCCUGCAUCCUGUAGAACUCAAGUACCCUACCUCUCUACCUUAAUACUGCCAAAAUAUCCAAGUAGUUUAACUCAGCUCAAAGGGCAAUUGGGAAAGAGCUCAAGGGGAAAUCAGCAAAGUUAUCAGCUAAACCUUUUCAUGCAAAAGUUGAAACCAAGCCAUAAAAGGUGGCUGAAGAGGAUACAUCUUUAGGGUGAAAAAAGUGCAAAUAAAAAGGGAAAAGGGGAGCAAAUGGAAAGAGAUUAACCAAAAAACAGUUAUCUUCAUAAAACAGAAACUGAAAACAAGCAAGAAAGAAGCUUAAGUGUGAUUAAAGAUCUCUUAUUAAGUCAGGGGUCCCAGUAUCUCAUUGUACAAUUCAGAAGAAUUUUUAAAUGAACUAUUUUAUAAGUGUACCUUUUUAGAGCUCUGAAAACACAGCUUUUAAGAGGAGAACUCCACUUCCUCCCACUUGAAAGGAAUGAAUUAAGUGCUAGUUUAUUUUUCUGUACAAACUGAGAAUAGUUAGCUCUCUAUAAGCCUAAUAAUGUCUUAAACUGCUUCCUGAUCUUGGCUCUCUGUCAGAAGCAUAUUAUCUGUGAUGUCUUUGGUAGUGGUAGUCCAGUCCAGAUUUUUCUGAUAAUCCUGUUAAUGUGCUGUAAAGAUUGGAAAUCUGGGUAUUGUGUAUAAUAUUAAAUUAUGAUUUAGUAGGACUUGAGACCUACUACUUAUCAACAGUUCAAGAUAAUUGUAUUUGAUAUUCUCAUUUUAGGAACAGUUUGCCUGCAAAGUUUAAGCCAGGAAGUCACUGGAAUAGUUACUGAGAAAAAGGAUGACAAUAUGGCUUUAUAUUUUUUCCAGUACUUGCAUUAAGAGUUGGGUACAAAUUAUUCAUGUAGUCUGUGAUCAGUCAAAACCAGUACAAUCCCUAUUAUGAUGGACAAAUAUAAUCUUGGACAGGGCUUUGCUAUUAUAUAAGACCAUUAAAGAAAAAAGUUGAAAGGUUCGGCAACAAAAACCAAGUAUUACUGUGUGACAAAAAUGACCAUAAGGAAAGUAAAAGGGAAGUGACGUACCAUAAGAAAAUAUUUUCAAUUCCUAUUUCAAAGUCUAAUUUUCCUUAAUAAAGAGAAGCUCCUAUAAGUAAAUAGAAAGAUUAGUUACCCAGUGAAAAAUGAACAAAGGAUACUAUAAACCACUUCUCAGUGUUAUCUACAGAUCCUUUUCAGGGAGGUCUACAAGGUGAAAUUUAUUUUUAUGAUACUGUCAAGAAAAUAUUUGCCUUUUUCACUCUGUGACACACUGACGGUAGAAAAACAAUUAUGGAAAAAACCACUACAAGAGAAUAUACAGUCAACAUGGAUCCAAAAGAAAAAAUUCCAGUUUGAAAAAAGUAAAUUCAUGCUUAUAGGAAAGUGGGAAAGUGAAGGAUAUUAUUCCAGUCAGGAAACUACUGUUAAUAAUUUAGUGUAUUUGCAAAUUUUGUAUUACUCAUUUUUAAAACCAGUGGUAUACAACCUUAUGUACUGUUCUUAACACAGUAUUAGUAUUUUCCCGUGUUUCUAAAAGCUCCAUGUAAUCAACUUUUUAAAAAUUAAUCUUUUUAAGAUAAUUCUAGGCUGUAGGAGUUUCCAUUUUUCUUUGUUUUGUUUAAUGCUUCUUAAAAGAGAUCAGAUCUGUUGAGCUUGUUUGAUUUUCUUCAGCUAUAUUAAAAGAUUUGCAGCUAACUCAUGGUGAAAUACUCAGUGGCCAGCUGAUGGUAUGAACACUGAAAAAAGGCAGCUCUUUUAUUGAAUACUGGAAUGUGGACACUAGGAAUAAACUCAGAUUUUCAAGCUCCUUGAGGCUUUUAAAUCAUAUUAUUUAUUCAUUUGGCUGUAAAUAGUCAAUGUCAAAUGGAACUGGAUGAUGUCCUGGAAUUUAUAAAGAAUGCUUUGUCAUUUUUUGUUAAAUUUGCAGACUGAUCUGUUUUCAGCUUGUUUUUCUUAACAUGUUUUUUCCUUGUUGAUUUUAGAACUAAAAGUGGAAUAGCAAUAUUGUAAUCCUCCUGAUUUUAUCCCAUUAAGUGUUUUAGUUUUGGAGGAGUUAGCCUGAAUGCCUUUAGAACUACCCUCCAGCCUUUACCUUAUCACCUGCCCUAGAUCAUGGAUUUCUAUUUUUUGAGCAGCACUUUUCCUUUCUUUCUUGCCAAAAUCAACUCAGAAGUUUGUCAGUUUAAAGUCACAUAAUUUUCAAAGGAUAUUCUUGUAUUUCCAUAAAUAGCUAACUCUGAAAAGGAACUCUUAAAUAUCUUUUUUAUUGCAAAAUACAACACAUACUGAAAAACACAGAAACAUAUUCAGUUUAAGGAAUUAUUAUAAAUGAACAUCCACAUACCACCCCAGCUCAAGAAAUAGGACAUUGCCAGCAUCCCCAGAAGCUCUCCUCUUUCCCUUUCUAGUCACAAUCCUCUUUCUCCUCCAAAGGUAAGCAGUAACCUGAUUUUUACAUUAAUGACUUAUUUUGUUUUAUUUUUUGUUCGCUACCAAAAUAUGUAUCCCUGAGCACUAUAGUUUUGCUUUACCCAACUUUGAGCUUUAUAUAAAUGGUAUCAUCUAAGAUGUAUUAUUUUGUCUCUGAUUCAUUUCAGUCAACCUUAUGUGUGUAAGACUUAUUCAUAUUUUGUUGUAGCUCAUUUUCAUAACUGUAUAGUUUAUCAGUGUAUGCAUUAUACCACAAUUUAGUCUACUGUUGAUGGAUAUUUGGGUUGCGUUUUGGGGAAUUACGAUUUUAAUGGACUUAUACAUGUAUUUUUGUUGGAGAAAUAUACAGGAGUGGAUUUGCAGGUCACAAGAUAUAUGUAUCUUCAACUUUAGUAGAUAAUGCCAAACUUUCUUCCAAAAUAGUUGGUUAAUAUGUUAGCAGUGUAUAGGAAUUCCCAAUUGCUCCACCUCCUCCCAGCACUUCUAUUGCCAGAUUCCUUAAUUUUAGUUAUUCUGAUGGGUGUGUUAUUUUUAAAAAUUGUAUUUUUUGUUGUGACUCUAACAUGUAUAAUGUGUGUGUAUAUAUACAUGUUGGCCAUUUCUAUAUCCUCUUUUGUGAGGAGCCUGUUCAAAGCUCUUGCUUGUUUUUCUAAUUGGAUUGUCUGUCUUUUUCUGAUGUUCUGUAGGGAUUCUUUAUGAAUUCCAGAUACAUAUCCUUUAUUGUUACUUUUGUUGCAAAUUUUCUUCCAUUCUAUGGUUUGCUUUUUUCCGUUCUUUUUUGAUGAACAGAGGUUCUGGAUCUUAAUGUUGUUAAUCAGUCUUUCCCUUUAGGAUGAAUACCUUUUAGGGUCAUGUUUAAGAAAAUGUUUCCUUUCCACGAUGCCCUGCAGUUCCCCUUUUGUUAUAAAUUGGGAGCCUUCUUAUGUGUGGGUCUGUUUCUAGGUGCUCUGUUUUGACUAUCUUUGUACCAACACCACCACUAUUUUAUUUACCCUAGCUUUCUAAAAAUAUCUGGUAGAAUAAGUCAUCCUACCUUCUUCAAUGGUGUUUUGACUAUUCUUGGCUCUUUAUAUGCCAUAUAAAUUAUGGAAUCAGCCUCAAAAAAUUCUCUUGGGACUUUUAUUGAGAUUGCAUUGGAUCUAUAGAUUGCCUUCUGGAGAACUGACAUUUUUACGAUACUGAUUUU
Pongo pygmaeus (Bornean orangutan) is the source of this 12435-nucleotide messenger RNA. It is a transcript of the gene MYO9A, whose product is annotated as myosin IXA. Gene Ontology annotation, molecular function: actin filament binding; GTPase activator activity; microfilament motor activity. Lineage: Eukaryota; Metazoa; Chordata; Mammalia; Primates; Hominidae. Gene Ontology annotation, biological process: intracellular signal transduction; establishment of epithelial cell apical/basal polarity; positive regulation of GTPase activity. Bases 566 to 7792 code for a protein of 2408 amino acids. The transcript is spliced from 41 exons. The record is from RefSeq and is a predicted model, not a curated record. Gene Ontology annotation, cellular component: axonal growth cone; actin filament; myosin complex.